Messenger RNA from Bombus impatiens (common eastern bumble bee), 2907 nucleotides. It is a transcript of the gene Mitofilin, whose product is annotated as MICOS complex subunit Mic60. Gene Ontology annotation, biological process: cristae formation. Gene Ontology annotation, cellular component: MICOS complex. Bases 94 to 2652 code for a protein of 852 amino acids. NCBI's taxonomy places the organism in Eukaryota, Metazoa, Arthropoda, Insecta, Hymenoptera, Apidae. The transcript has 15 exons. The record is from RefSeq and is a predicted model, not a curated record.
AACAUUCUUCUUUUCCUCUAGUUCCGUCGGUAACCAGCUGUUUUGUACCGUCGUUCCCUUUUUCCUUUGGCUGCCUAACCGGCCACCCGAAAGAUGUUCCGAAUUGGAUUAAAAUUUCCGUGCAACGGUCUAAAUAGGGUCAAAAAGCAUGGAUCUUCCAGGCUGUAUUUGACAACUAGAUGUUACGAGACACGUGCACGAGUUAAAUACGACCCGGAAUGUAGAUUUUCCAAGGAUGUGGAGCUUGUAUCCAGAAUAUCUGGACAUAGGUAUUCCACGGAUUCAACAAAGAGGUAUUCAAGCGAGAAAAGUAGAGGCUCGAGAACACUGCUAACUCUAACUGCCGUGGCAAUAGGAGCAUCGGGUGUAUUGUUUUACACAAAGCAUAACCCGGAAUUCCGUGCAAAUCUUGAAAGUUGGGUACCUGGUACAGACAAAACAAUUCAGAUCAUCUUUCAGGAGGAAUCGUCCUAUUUUGAAUUCAUACGUACAUUCUUUGAAUCGUUAAAGCAAACAUUAUUAAGUGCCAUCUUUGGAGGAGAAUCACAAAAAGAAUCAGGUCAGAAAAGAUUAGAUUGCGCGAACCUUGAAGACUAUAUACCACCAAAGCCAGUUUUUGUACCACUCAUUGAUAAGAAGGAACCACCUAAUAACGAUCCUUAUACCGAAAUAAGAUUAAGUAAGGAAAAAGGAGAAGAAAUCGAAAUCGUGGCCGAAAAACCUCAGCCACCUGCCAAGGAUGUAUCCGAGGAAUUGAUGCCAGUAAAUCUGGUCGAACUGGAAACUUCUGCUGGCGAAACUGCGUCCAAAGCUAUCGCAGCUUAUCAAACAGCAGCGUGUGCUAUUCAAGAUUACAAUCAAGAUGUGAUAAAAGUCGUAGAAAGUGUUAACGCCACCGUUGGUAGCUCUGUCUGGAACAGACUAAAGGAUGCAACGGAGAAGAGGAGGGAGGCCAUUAAAGAGGCGGAAGAUCACGCCAAUCAAGCACUCGAUUCGUUGAAAAAGAUGUAUAAUUUAAUCGACGACCCUAAAUUCGAGGCGCCAUCACACAUGAAAACUGCCGCUCGAAGAAAUAUCAAGAAAAUCUUAGAUGACGUGGACGAAGCGAAGAAAAAGUACGAAAUGGAAAUACAAAGUAGCAAUAUGGCCGAGCGUUACUGGAAGCAAGUCAGAACUGCCCGUGAAAAUCUCAACGAAGAACUUCAGAUACUCUUCCCCGAUAUCAACAUUCAUGAGAAAAAAUUGGCCAUCGACGAAGACGCUUUUGACUUAUUCGUUCUACACAUGUAUAACAAAGUGAAUGGUUUGCAAAAGGAAUUGGAAAAAAUGAGGACGGUCAACGAAAGUAAACUCAAGGCAGCAUUAAAAUCAUCGGGCGAUGUAGCGACUCAGGAAAGACUCGACGCCUUGGUAUGCCUCGAGCUGGACAAGGAGAAGCAAGUUCUUCAGGACGAGUUUAACAAAAAGUUGCUGGAGGAGCAGAAAAGAUUCGAGGACGAGAUACGACGGCAGCUGAAACUGCAAGGGCAGGUGCACACCGAUCACAUUCAGGACGCACUUGCGAUAAAGGAACAGGAAGCGGAUAGGAAGUUGAAACGUGCACUCAGCGAGCAAACUGAGAAAGAUUCGUUAAAGUAUAAGUCACAGCUUGCUGCAAUCGUCGGAAGGUUACGUGGUUUGGAAGCUGCGCUGAAAGCUCGCAUGGAGGAAGAAAGGGGUGCAUCGAAUGCUCAAAUUCUUUGGUCAGCUUGCCAAGCCUUGGCUCGAGCUGUUAAAUCAGCGCCAGCAGGUGCGCCCGUAGAGGAUGUCAUCAGGCCUCUGGAACCGGAAAUCAAGGCCGUCACCAAGGCAGCACCCAAAGAGGAUCCUUUGGUGCAAGCAGCGAUUCAAGGCAUUCCAGAGGAGGCUGCGAAGAGGGGAGUGUUCCCAGAAGAUGUGCUUCGUGCAAGGUUCCUUAAGGUGGAAGAGGUGGCCAGACGAUUAGCCAUGGUACCCGAGGAAGGUGCUGCACUGCCUGUCUAUUUCCUUAGUUAUCUUCAAAGCUACUUGAUGAUUAAGAACGCCAAUCCCAUUCCUCAAAGUGAGAUCGAGGACAAGCCGAUUGAUGCGAGCAAUCUUAACACAUUCGAGAUUCUUCAUCGGGCCAGAUAUUGGCUCGAUCGUGGAGACUUCAAGAUGACUCUCCGCUACAUGAACCUCCUGAAAGGAGCGUCAAGAUCCAUCGCCAGAGACUGGAUGAACGAAACUAGGAUCCUUCUGGAGACUCAGCAAGCGGUGGACACGCUAUUGGCGUAUGCUGGUGCUAUAGGUCUAGUAUUCCUCGGCGCUGGAGAUUCGAAGUGUUCCAGCAAGCCUCACCUGGAAAAAGCCGUGGACCGACGAAGGGGGAGAAUGCUCGCGUGGAAACGCCGUCAAAGAAGAAGAAGAAUUCUCGCGCGGGAACGUCGUCAAAGAAGGCUGAGGACACGUGGAUGGACGUACAACAGCGUUCAGACUGCUAUCGAUCGUAUUCUCGGAUGGAAAUUGUGGGAAGGUGGGAAAAAGAUAUCUGGGAUUUCUGCGAAUGCGAAACGAGCGAAAUUUCAGGUUUCUUUGCAGUUAGACUCAAGCUGGAACGAGAAAACGAUCCUUCUGCUGCAGAGAGAUUCGUAGAAUAUUACUAUUACGAUUACAAUUUAACGAAUUUUUAAAAUCUGUAUUUCCCGCAAGAACCUUUUCACCGAACUUUUUGGAUAAAAAAUUACCUUUUGCCACAAUGGUGUAUGGUGCCGCGAUGUACGGAUAUUUAAUCAAUAAGAUCAUACGAUAUUUUCACGAAUGAGAAACGAAAAGCAUGACAUUUUUUCCGAAUACAUUCUGUAUUUUCUUUGGCUAUAAAGUACUGUGUAACGAUUAAGAGAAAUAUUA